AUGGAGCAGCAAGAACUGACAUUGAAGCAUGUGCUAAGGCAGAAUGAAGAUGUUUUUAAGGAGGAACUGGGAACCUGGAGAGGUCCACCAGCGAACAUUUAUGUAAAAGAGGGCGUGGUUCCAAAGUUCUGUAAACCUAGGCCAAUCCCUUAUGCUAUGAGGAAAAAGGUAGAGAUUGAGUUAGAGAGACUCACAAACCAGGGGAUUACUGAGCCAGUGAAAUUCUCUGAGUGGGCAACACCGAUUGUGCCUGUGUUAAAACCAGAUAAUUCAGUGCGCAUCUGUGGAGACUACAAACUUAGAGUCAAUCAGGUGUCAAAGCUUGAGCAGUAUCCAAUACCGAAAUUGGAGGACUUGUUUGAAAAUUUGUCAGGUGGUGAAAAGUUCAGUAAACUGGACCUGAGUCAUGCUUAUCAACAAGUGACACUUGAUGAACUAUCCACGCCAUAUAUCAUUAUUAACACACACAAGGGUUUGUUCCAGGUGAAUCGUCUUCCAUUUGAGGUCUCUUCCAGUCCAGCUAUAUUCCAAAGGUUGAUGGAGAGCCUGGUGACUGGCAUCCCAAAUGUGGCCAUCUAUUUGGAUGACAUCUUGCUGACGGGCCAGAAUGACUAAGAUCACCUGGCAACGCUGAACCAAGUGUUGGCAUGGCUGCAGGAAACUGGCCUACGGCUUAAGCGCAAAAAAUGUGCAUUCAGUAUAGCAGAGUUCCUUGGACAUAGGGUAGACGCCUCUGGACUUCAUCCCCUACCACAUAAGGUCAGGGCAAUACAAGAAGCACCAGCACCCACCAAUGUCUCAGAACUAAGAGCCUACUUAGGUAUGCUCAACUACUGCAACACAUUCGAAACGGUGGUAAAAAGGUGUGGCACAUGCCAAGAACACCCUAACAUGCCUGCUCCAGCACCACUGCAUCCCUGGGAGUGGCCAAGCAAACCAUGGCAACGGUUACACAUUGACUAUGCGGAACCUUUUAUGGGACAUAUGUUUUUGAUUCUGAUGAACGCUUAUUCUAAAUGGAUGGAUGCUUAUCCUGUAACAGCCUCAACUUCAACCAUCACAAUUGAAUGUCUAAGGAAGAGUUUUAGCAGUCAAGGAACACCACAGACAAUAGUGUCUGAUAACAGCUAGUGUUUUGUGAGUACAGAAUUCAAAGAAUUCAUGCAGAAAAAUGGUAUCAAGCACAUCACAUCUGCUCCUUAUUAUGCUAUUUCUAAUGGCUGUGCUGAGCAUGCAGUCCAAACAUUCAAGUCAAUGAUGAAAAAGGCAGGUGUUGGAAGCCUUACCACUAAGGUGUCAAGAGUACUGUUUAGUUACCGCAUUACACCGCAGUCUACCACUGGGUUGUCCCCUGCUGAGAUGUUGCAAGGAAGAAAGUUAAGAUCUACAUUAGACCUCGUUCAUCCAGACCAUAGAGUAAAGGUGGAACAGAAACAAAGCAUCCAAAAGAAAAAUUAUGACAAGCAAGUUUUAGGGAGACGUUUCCAGGAGGGAGACACAGUAAUCACCAGGAACUUCAGUCAUGGACCUAAAUGA
Messenger RNA from Hemibagrus wyckioides, 1536 nucleotides. RefSeq lists its product as uncharacterized. The record is from RefSeq and is a predicted model, not a curated record. Gene Ontology annotation, biological process: DNA integration. Gene Ontology annotation, molecular function: nucleic acid binding. Lineage: Eukaryota; Metazoa; Chordata; Actinopteri; Siluriformes; Bagridae.